Messenger RNA from Otolemur garnettii (small-eared galago), 594 nucleotides. It is a transcript of the gene FCRL6, whose product is annotated as Fc receptor like 6. The record is from RefSeq and is a predicted model, not a curated record. Lineage: Eukaryota; Metazoa; Chordata; Mammalia; Primates; Galagidae.
AUGCAGCUACCGUCACAGGACCUGGUGACCCACAGAUGUCAGCACAAGCCGCACCCCCAGUGGUCCGCCUCCUGGCUCCUCUUCUCCUUCUCCUUGCAGGGCAGGGGCCUCCAUCCAGAGCUCUGCAUCCCAGGGGUCAAGGAGGGAGACUUUGGGCUCUGCUGGUGUGAGGUGGCCCCUGAGGGUGGCCAGGUCCAGAAACACCCCUGGCUGGAAAUCAGGGCACAGGCUCCCGUGUCCCAAUCUGUGCUCACUCUGUGCUGACCCGCUGACCCUGCCAAGGGAGAUGAGGCAAAGCUCCCAUACAGCCAGAGGGGCUCCCCUCCAACCCUGUACUCAUCCUACCUUGGCCAGGAGGAGAUCCUGGGAAUACACUCAGCCCUGAGAGCUGGGACUGCCUCCCCCUUCCCAGAGAAGUCAGAGCAGGACUCAGAGAGCUACUCCUGCAAGAGUGAGAACAGUGUCAGAGACAGGAGUAAGUUCAAGAAGCAUUCACUGAAAAAUGCGUUGCCAGCAGGCUGGCAAGGGGGAAAUGCUCUCUUUUCCUACCUGUCUACGGUAGAAGUGAUUGCUGUCAUCGACCUCAAAAGGUAG